Molecule: messenger RNA, 9625 nt
Organism: Globicephala melas (long-finned pilot whale)
Lineage: Eukaryota; Metazoa; Chordata; Mammalia; Artiodactyla; Delphinidae
Gene: QRICH2
Product: glutamine rich 2
Biological process (GO): cell projection assembly; flagellated sperm motility
Cellular component (GO): sperm flagellum
Source: RefSeq, a predicted model, not a curated record
GGCUCAGCGGUGCCCGGACCCCCGUUUCCCGGGAGCGAGGAGUGGGAAGCCCGAGGGCCAGGCGCUUCCUCUCCGUCCCCUAGGCAGGCUCCAGACUGCGACUGCUGCCUGGCGCGGCCGGACCCAGGGGCGGGGGUGCCCCGGGGCCUCGCAGGGGCCCGGAAAGGCCCCAGAAACGCGACAAGCCGUGAGGGGGGCAGGGCCGCCGGAGAAGGCGCACGAUGCCGCCCGGGACGACGGCGGCCCCCUCGGUCUCCCUCCGGGAGCUGGCCGAUCUCGCCAUCGGCACCCCAGAGGUGGGCGCCGUCAACUUCACGGCCCUGCACACGCUCAUCGUGGCCAUGCUCAAGAAUCUCAACCUGCAGGAUACUCGGAUCGACUUCCCGUCCCCGAUGCUCGAGCAGAGUCGCUUGUUCGAGUCCCCGCGGGUCUCGAGCAGCAGGGCACAGCUGCAGGCGCUGGAGAGCCAGGUGGAGGACCUGGGCGGGCAGGUCCAGGACCUCAGCCUGCAGCUCGAGACCAUGGGGGGCCAGGUGCAGGCCAUCGUGCAAAACUUCCCGUCCCAGGCCGGCGGGCUGGACGCCCGGGACUGGCUGGAAAUGAAGGAUCUGCCCUUGCUUACGGAGGGGAAAGCACAAGUAGGGUCGACGAAAGUCCGGAAGGACGGCGAGCCGGUACCCAAGGGUAUGGAGCUGCUCCAGGACAUCAAGGAAGACGCGAAAAUACUGAAGGAAGCCCAGCAAAAGGCGAAGGAGCAACCCGAGUUGCACCCGGAGAAACUCCUCCAACGGGUUGAUGAACUGGAGAAGCUAAUGAGAGAAAGGGACAAAUUCCUGGAAAUAGUGAGCUGGAAGCUCCGUGCGAUUCCUGAUGCAGAAGAAGCCACCAUGGUCACCUGGGAAGAGCUGGAGCAGGCGGUUACUGGCGGCCGGAUGGCCUCACAAAUGGUCUCAGAGUCAUCAACAAGGCUUCCUAGGCGCAAAGGGCAGGGUUCCAUGACAUCAAACGAUAAAAUUCCAAGUGGGGCCUCUACCAAGCAUCCAAGUGUUGACGAGGCUAUAGAGUCUGCCAGUGGUUUUGGCACAGAUGAGACCUCGGGAACCAGUGGCAUAGGAUACUCCUCUGAAGGGGUUACUGGCAGGGAACAAAGCAAAGGUGCAUCUGCUACUGGGUUUCCUGGUAGAGAAGAGCACUCAAGGUCCCGUGAAGAAGCUGGCCUAACCAAACACCGUCCCCAAUUGAGAGCAGAGUCAGAUCGUCGCCGGGCUGGAGAGCAGCACGGCUUAGCACAUCUACGCAGAGAUGAACGAGAUGCACACCUUGGCCCAGUUUAUCAGGACGUAUCCUCCGCCACCUUGCCUAGAGCUCUGCAUGGUCAUGUGUCCCCAGAUCAGCAUGGGGGAGUGCACGUUAGCCAGGGUCAGGUCUAUGCACGGCCAGACCAACAUGGAUUAGGACCACUUGGCAUGAAUCAGCCUGCAUCGCUACAACCUAGCACUUACGCACAUGGUGCGGUACCCCUCGCUGUGGGUCAGCUUGGGGUGACGCCGCCUGGAAUGGAUGAGCAGGAAUUGGUACUAGCUGGCAUGGCUCAGAGUGAUGCAGUGCCACCAUUGGUAUCUGGCAGAGAUCAGCAAGGAUUGGGACUACCUGGUACAGACCAGCCUGGUAUGGUUCCACUUGGCACAUAUCAGCAUGGUGUGAUACUUCCUGGCAUAGACCAACAUGGUAUAAAACAGGCUGGCAUGGACGAGAGUGGUGUGGGACCACUUGGCACUGAUCAGCAUGGAUUGGUACCUCUUGGGGUAGAUCAGCAUGGAUUCGUAAUAUUUGGCACGGAUCAGCAGGGCUUGCUGUCACCUGGUUUGAUGCAAGUUGCUGCAGAUCAGCAAGGUUUUGUACAGCCCAGUUUGGGAACAUCUGGCUUCAUACAACCUGGCACAGAGCAGCAUGAUACGAUCCAGCCCAGUGCAGGUCAGCCUGCUUUGGUCCAACCCAGUAUAGGUCAGCCUGGUUUGGUGCAACCUGGUGCCGGUCAACCUGGUUUGGUGCAACCUGGUGCAGGUCAACCUGGUUUGGUGCAGCCUGGUGCUGCAGGUCAGCCUGGUUUGGUGCAACCUGGUGCUGCAGGUCAGCCUGGUUUGGUCCAGCCUGGUGCAGGUCAGCCUGGUUUGGUGCAACCUGGUACAGGUCAGCCUGGUUUGGUGCAACCUGGUGCAGGUCAGCCUGGUUUGGUGCAACCUGGUACAGGUCAGCCUGGUUUGGUGCAACCUGGUACAGGUCAGCCUGGUUUGGUCCAGCCUGGUGCAGGUCAGCCUGGUUUGGUGCAACCUGGUACAGGUCAGCCUGGUUUGGUGCAACCUGGUGCAGGUCAGCCUGGUUUGGUGCAACCUGGUGCAGGUCAGCCUGGUUUGGUGCAACCUGGUGCAGGUCAGCCUGGUUUGGUGCAGCCUGGCGCUGCAGGUCAGCCUGGUUUGGUGCAGCCUGGUGCUGCAGGUCAGCCUGGUUUGGUGCAACCUGGUGCAGGUCAGCCUGGUUUGGUGCAACCUGGUGCAGGUCAGCCUGGUUUGGUGCAACCUGGUGCAGGUCAGCCUGGUUUGGUCCAACCUGGUGCAGGUCAGCCUGGUUUGGUGCAGCCUGAUACAGGUUCACAUGGCUUUUUUCAACCUGGUGUAUCUGUGCCUGGCUUGGUUCCACCUGGUACAUAUCCACCUGGUCUGGUACAGCCUGGUGGCUAUCCACAUGGCUUGGUCCAAUCUGGUGCCUAUCCACGUGGUUUCAUGCAGCCUCAUGCCGAUCAGCGUGGUUUGGUUCAACCUGUAAUAGAUCAGCAUUGGUUGAGGCAAUCUGGUACAGAUCAAGGCUUGAUACCACCAGGCACAGAGCUUCAUGGCUUUCCAACAUACCAUGCAGAUCCUCGAAGUUUUAUAUCACCACGCCCAUACCAGCAUGGUGUGGCACCUCCUGGCAGAGAUCAGUAUGGUCGGGUGUCACCACUCGUAGCCAGUCAAGGUUUGGCAUCACCAAGUAUAGACCGAGAAGGCUUGGUACCACGAGAGACUUAUCAACAAGGUUUGAUGCGUCCUGGCCCAGACCAGCGUGGCCCAAAACCAUUACGCACGGGUGUGGGAUCUGCACGCCAGGAUCAACAGCAUUUGGAAGCACCUGAACCAGAGCAGCAUGACCGGGCACAUUCUGUCCCAGACUCCCAUGGCCCAGGGUACCAAGGUGUAGAUCAGUAUGUCGAGGUGGGUUUGGACCCAAAUGAAAUACGCGGCUCAGUCCGACCUGGAGUUUCUGUUCAGACUUCCCCAAGCCAAGGUGCCCCCUUGCUCAGGAGCACACGCUCCCUCGACUAUUUAUACCGAGGCUUAUCAGAAAGGAGUGAUGUUCAGGGUGAGAAACGUGAUUCACUGGAUAAGUUGGCUCCUAGCUUCCCCAUGGCAGUGGAAACAUUUCGUCUGUUGGGAGAGCUUAUCGGCCUCUACCUGGAGCUUAAGGAGAACGUAAAGGAUCUGGAUGAUGAACAAGCUGGCCAAACAGACUUGGAGAAGAUCCAGUACCUGCUGACACUGAUGGUCAAGAAGUCCAUACCCGCUGACCUGCAGGAACAGCUGAAGACCUUAAAGGCCUUGACCAAAGAAGUCCAGCAGGAAAAAGCAAAACUGGAGAAGGUGAACAGGAUCCUGGAGGGGGAGGGAGAGCAAGAAACAGGAAAGGAGGUGAACGCUGGCCAGCUGAGCCUGCAGCUGGAUGUCCUCAGAGUCACCGUGGCUGACAUCGAGAAGGAGCUGGCGGAGCUGAGGGAGAGUCAAGAACGGGGCAAGGUCAGCAUGGAACAUUCGGUCUCCGAAGCCUCCCUUUACCUGCAGGAUCAGUUAGACAAGCUCAGGACGAUCAUCGAGAACAUGAUGGCUUCGUCCUCCACGCUGCUGUCCAUGAGCAUGAGCGCGGCCCCGCACAAGCUCCCGACCACCCUGGCACCCAGCCAGAUCGACCCUGCGGCCACCUGCCCAGCCUGCAGCCUGGACCUGAGCCACCGGGUCAGCACGCUGGUGCAGCGCUACGAGCAGCUCCAGGACAUGGUCAGCAGCCUGGCUGCCUCCCGGCCCUCCAAGAAGGCCAAGCAGCAGAGCCAGGAUGAAGAGCUACUGGGCCGCGUGCAGAGCGCCAUCCUGCAGGUACAGGGCGACUGUGAGAAACUCAGCAUCAUCACCGGCAACCUCAUAGAGGACCAUCGGCAGAGGCAGAAGGACAUCGAAGUGUUGUACCAGGGUCUGGAGAAGCUGCAGAAGGAAAAGGCCAACAGGGAACACCUGGAGCUGGAGAUCAAUGUGAAAGCCGACAAGAGUGCCCUGGCGGCCAAAGUGAGCCGUGUCCAGUUUGACGCCACCACGGAGCAGCUGAACCACAUGAUGCAGGAGCUGGUGGCCAAGAUGAGCGGGCGGGAGGGGGACUGGCAGAAGAUGCUGGACAGGCUCCUGGUGCAGAUGGACAACAAGCUGGACCGCCUGGAGCUGGACCCAGUGAAGCAGUCACUGGAGGAUGGCUGGAAAUCCUUGCGACUGCAGCUCAAAGAACGUUCUCCGCUCUACCAGGUGGACGAGGCAGCCGCCAUGCGGAGGCAGCUCCUGGCACACUUCCACUGCCUCUCAUGUGACCGUCCCCUGGAGAUGCCUGUGACUGGACAAGUCAUCCCCCUGACUCCUGUGGGCCCAGGCCUGCCCGGGCACCGGUCCAUCCGCCCUUACACGGUCUUUGAACUGGAGCAGGUCCGGCAGCAGAGCCGCAACCUGCAGCUGGGCAGCGCUGCCUUCCCCUGGGGCAACCUGGGGCAGACGGAGCGGAGCGCGGGGCGCCUGCGCAGCUUGCACUCCAAGAUGCUGAUGGACAUCGAGAAGGUGCAGAUCCACUUCGGGGGCUCCGUCAAGGCCAGCAGCCAGAUGAUCCGCGAGCUGCUGCGCUCCCAGUGCCUCGGCUGCCCCUGCUACAGACGGCUGCCAGAUGCGGCCGAUCACACCUACGGGAGGUCGCCCCGGAGCUGCGGGGGCAGCCACACCCUCACCUACCCCUCCCGCCGCACCCGCCUGCAGCACCUGGCACAGGGCCUGUACCCCACCGAGGAGACCCAGAUCGCCAGGAAGCACGACGAGGUGGAUAUCCUGGGCCUGGACGGACAUAUUUACAAGGGACGGAUGGAUACAAGGCUGCCGGACAUCCUGAACAAAGACAAUUCGGGGAUAAAGCAUAAGGCCAAGCAGUCCCGGCCCCACGUGCACCGGCAGCAGUCACUCAGCGACAGCGGUCAGCUGCCCUCACGGUCCCAGAGCGCUCAGAUGCUGGCUGGCAACGACUCAGAAGAGGAAAUAGGGACAGAGUUGCAGCCCAAGCUCUGGCUCCAGGCCCGAGUCCAUCCCCUGCUCACGUGUGCCGACUCUCACCUGCCCAGUGAGAUGACACCUGACGACAGCUCACCUGCCCAGUGAGAUGACAAACCUGCCAGCGGGGCUGGAGAUGCACAUGGACGCGCCUCCUGGGGAGGGGCUCGAGGAGCCCAUUCCGGGGCCAGGCUGAGCAGAGCUAUAAAUAAAGGUUUAGGAGAAAGCUUGGGGCCUUGCAGCUUCUCUGGUCCUGGCUCAGGAAGGUGGAGUGAGAGGCAGGGGCCGCUGCAGGUCGGAUGGCAGACCUCUUGCAGCCUGACCAUUAGGCCAUGGAGCUAAGCCCUCUGGCCUGGAAGGUCCCCCAAAGUCCCUGCUCUUCCCAGAGGGGCUAAAUCCUGCCUGAAAGCCAGAGGGCUAAGGGUUCCCUUGGGGUUUGGCUACACAUGGGGCCAGAGAGGGACAGUGGCCUGGAGCUAGGAGGCUGGAUCACUUCCAGGUGACUCUGAGCACCUCUCCCCCUUCUCUUGACCAGUUUCCUCAUCUGUCGAUAAAAGGGUGCUGGAUUAGGGCUGCUCAGUUAGGCUCCCCCUUGAGAGUCUAAGAAAGGUGCUGACUUUCUUCCCAUCAAAAGCUACGCACCCACAAUGCUUUGCAGCUACUUCCGGAGGUUCAAGGACCACCCCCACCCCCUGCCCAGGUUAAGAGCCCCAGCUACACCCCCCUUCCAGUGCCAGCAUUCAGUGGGUGCCUGGAGGAAGCAGAAACAGAAUAAGCGGAAACAGAAUAAGUGGUGGUCAUGUUGCCUCGCCUCUGUUGAGGGUUCCUGACCGGCCAGGCACUGCUGAGGAGCUUUCCACUUACAAACCAGUCUUCAUCCUCAUGCAUUAAGAGGCAGGGACCACUGUUGGUCCCACCUACAGCUGAGAAAGCCGAGGCACAGAGAGGUUAAAGUAUUUGCACAAGGUCACACAGCUAGGAAGCAGCAGAGCUGGAGUUCAAAGCCAAGCCAUCUGGCCCCAGAGCCAGCGCUGGUGACAAAGGGUAAGAGCCUGGGAUGGAGGAUUCAGCAGUGGACCGACAGCACAGGUCUGUGGCUCUUGGUUCCGAGUUGAUUUCUUGGGGGUACUUAGCUUUUUUCUCCCCAGCACUCCACCGUCUACUCCAAGGGCACUUAAAACGUGUGGACGCAGCAGCAAGAGGGAGGGUAGUGUUAGGGAAAAUUCCUGCACCUAUUUGUGUCAAUAUUGCCUAAAGAGUCCGUGUAUUAAGAGGGAACGUUACCAAAGAGGCAGGCUCUCAGCCCCUGGUGAAAGCUUAUUUAUUUUUAACUGAUUAUAAAGGAGUGUGACUUAGGGGCUCGUAUGAGGGCUUGCCACCCCCCCACCCCUCCCCAGCAUGAUGCCCUAGCUCGGCCUGGCUACUGGGGCUGCUCUCGACUUCCCUGGGCUUCGCGCUAGCUGGGCUGGGCCGCUGGCGGGCGUGGGAGCAAGACAGAGCCAGGUCUGCUCCCUGCUGUCUCGCACAUUCUUCUCUUCAACGGAAAGACAGACCCGUCUCCACCGAGGGGCGCCUCUCCCAGCCGAAUACAGCUCACCUGCCCAGUGAGAUGACAAACCUGCCAGCGGGGCUGGAGAUGCACGUGGACGCACCUCCUGGGGAGGGGCUCGAGGAGCCCACCCCGGGGCCAGGCUGAGCAGAGCUAUAAAUAAAUGUUUAGGAGAAAGCUUGGGGCCUUGCAGCUUCUCUGGUCCUGGCUCAGGAAGGUGGAGUGAGAGGCAGGGGCCGCUGCAGGUCGGAUGGCAGACCUCUUGCAGCCUGACCAUUAGGCCAUGGCCCCCAAACAGGUUGAGCUGUUCUCUGAGGGUGCCAGGGCUUCGAGAGGGCUGAGUGUUGGACCCAGGGCCAGGAAGAGGCAGCACAGGCCAGACCCCAGGCUCCGGGGACUGGCGGGCCUGCAAGCGGUCUGCCCUCUCCUGACCCCAGCUGGACCCGGUGCUGUGGCCUUCUCUGGCACUGGCACUGCCUUCCAUCUGGGGAGGCUGUCCAGGGCACUCUGGUGAGGUUGGGAGCUUCAUGUCUGUGCUUGAGCUGUUCCUUGUGUACGAGCUGUACCUUGUGUAUCUUGGAGCAAAGGUAAGGGUGGCAGCCCUCCUGCUGCUGGCAGGGAGGCUCCUGGCACAUCCUGGGGGGGAGCAGUGCCACCAGCACCUGGGAAGGUUCCCGUUUGCUGUCCUCUGUGGCUUACCCUUGAGUGCCUGCUGCAGACGCAGGAGGGGCGCAGACCCAGGGGCCGCCAGGGCUAGGUCAUGUCCCUAUUCCCCUCCCUUCCCCACCCCUCCCCAGGAAGAUAGAGCAGAAGUGUGCCUGGCAUUUGCCAGGGGGUCUUGAGGCCUGGCCCUUGCCCUGCUUCAGUGUCACCCCAAACAGGCCAGAGGGCUCACUGCUGUCCCCCAAGUCAACUGUAAGGGACAAGCGCGUCCCCAAUCAAAGCCCCAGGGACAAGGGAGUGCUGCCCCGCACCCGGACGGAGGCCUCUGCAGUCAUGGAAGCAGUUUUCUGCCUUCAGAUCUGUUCUCAGCAGCUCCCUCUUCCAAGGUGGGGUUCCCUCCCUCCCCCCCACCACCCCCAGUCCCCUCUGACAUGGGAAAGGGAUGUCUGGGCCCAGUAAGAGGGCUGCUUCAGGGUGUGAAUUGAGGGAUGACAGAGUCACACAGGAAAGUGUAGCAGGAAGUAACCGAGAAAAGGGUUUCUCCCUCAUCCCCCUGUGGGCACAGGAGGGUGGAGUUGGCUGGGGUGUCAUGGGUGGGGCAGGCGCUCCCUGCGGGAAGGGGCAUCCCCCAUCUCUCCCCAUCUGCCGAGAUCCCGUUCACUGUUGAACGCUGGGGUCCCAGUUGGCACCGCCCACACCCCCACACCCUUUUCUCUGCAAGGGGCGGCAGGGCCAGGCCCAGGCCUCCUCUGCUCCUGCCUGAGAAAUGUCAGGUCACUGGCUCAGUGUCCCUGCUCUAGAAUCCAAACUCACCAGCUUGGAAGGGAGGAGCGGCAGCCAGGCCUCCCCGAUGCCCCGGAAAGGAUGAGGGGUGACAUUCCCCAAGCAGCCCAGGCCACCCCUGCCUCCCCGCACCUGGACCCGCCUGCCUACGCUCACCCAGGCCGCCCAGCACUGACCGCCCACGUGCCCACGAGGGGCCUUCCCCUUCCAGCCUGGGAAAGCACAGGUGGGCAGAGUGAGGGGUGCGGGUGGGAGGAGUCUCACAGGUUUCCAAGGAGGAAACAAAACUGAAACGACAAACCCAGCUUCAAAGUACAUGAUCACAUGCAGAGGGACCAAGGACAGCUGCGUCCCCAGUUCUCCACCCCUGCAGGGGCGGCCCCACAGGUGACCUUGUGAAGACACACGAGGCCCAGGAGCAGCACGGGCUGGCUUGCCAGGUGGGGCCCUUCCCAAGUGUCACUGCACGUUGGGCCUGAACCUCCAGGCCCCGCAGUCCUGAUCGACAGCAGUGCCCUGGCUGCUGAGAGAGGGAGGGAACGAGCCCACUCACACAUGUUAAAGGGGUUUGUUUUUUGUGGGGGGCAGGGGGCUCAGGAGGAAUCCCAACCCUGGGGCCAGCCACCCACUCCUCCAAUUGGGCGGACAAGCUCCUCACGCACCUGGCCACCUGCGCUGGAAUCUGAGAAGAGCCCAGCUGCCAUCACUGCUGCUUCCAUUCCAGCGCCUGAAGGCCGAGCGAAGGGGGGAAGGGAAAGGAAGCCAGUCCUCUUGGGGACCCACCCAGUCUCUGUGGCUCCCUGAUCGCCUCGGUUGACCUUUGGGACAGGGCCACACAACAUGCACAUGGGGACAGGUUACCCCAAAGGAGGCUGAGGGCAGGGACAGCAGAGACAGGUCCAGCGGCAAGCGCCUGGGGGAACAAGCAGAAGCGUGGGGCUGCCAUUGGGCCCCCAGGCGGGGAGGCAGCUCCCCCACUGCAGGCAAAGACAGGGGCUCCAGGGCUGAGGCCUAGCCUACGGUGGGCUGCACGGUGGCGAGAGCCAAGGGAGAGGGUUACCGUAACCAAGCCAGGACCUGUCCUUCCUCUCCUCCCCACGCACAACCGGAUCCAGCCUGUCACGUGGCCCCCUGGCCAGGAUGCCCCUUAUCAGAGCGUCCAGACCCACCACGUGGCAAUGGAGCUGGUCCCCCAACCACAGCACAGCCGAGAGCCUCACCACCCCUCUGCCCAAGGAGCACGCUCUCCACA